This is a messenger RNA of Symbiodinium natans, 780 nucleotides long. The record is from the annotation of a GenBank genome assembly. NCBI's taxonomy places the organism in Eukaryota, Dinophyceae, Suessiales, Symbiodiniaceae.
AUGGGCCAUAAACCCCUUUCAAGGUUCAUCUCGUCCCCGAGGAACUACAACACCCUCUAUGCCUACGGCAUCGAUGAGAAGAACUCAAACUACAAGGCCCCGUUCAAUCGCAUCCACAACGAGGCAAGGGUCUUCACGCCCGAGGACAAGGUGAUCGUAACGCCGAACUCCGACACACCUUACUCCUUUUGCUGCCUGGAUUUACGGGCCGAGCCGGUGCUGAUCACGGUCCCGGCAAUGGAGAAAGAUCGCUACUUCUCCUUCCAGAUGGUUGAUAUGUACACGCACAACUUCGACUACCUCGGCACCCGAUGUACUGGCAACUCGGGGGGCGUGUACAUGAUUACAGGCCCAGGGUGGACAGGUGGCAGCUACAGUGGUGGAGGAGUGCCGGCGAAGGUGGACAAGGUCAUGGCCUGUGAAACGCCCUUCGCGCUGGCCAUCGUGCGCACGCAGCUGAAAAACCCUGAGGACAUCGACAAGGUGAAGGCUAUCCAGGCGGGCUACAAGGUCGACACCCUCAGCGCUUACCUGGGCAAGCCCCCUCCGGAGUCCAAGCAGCUGCAGUGGCCCAUGUCGGACAAGGAAGUGACCCAGUCGGUGAAGAUGUAUGAGAUCCUCGACUUUGUGUUGUCUCUCCUUCCGGUACAUGACGCGAGGAUGGCUGGGGCGAGUUCGACGCGAUCGAGAAGAGCAUGGCCCAGGGAAAGCUCUCCAGCGCUGACCUCUUUGGCACCCGUUCGCGGGCGCCAAGCUGGGCAUCUACGGCAACUCCCGUGA